AUGAAAGCUUCUAUUGACCUUAAGGUUCAUGAGCUUCGAACCUUGAUGUCUCAAGAGGUUAAGAAGAUAGAUGAUAACUACAACUUGCUUCAUAUGAAAUUUGAUGUUGUUACCAAUGCAACCACUUGUUUGAUAGAAGAUAUCACUACGUUCAACAUGUAUUAUUCCAAAGACAUCAAAGUUAAAGUUGAAAAAUAUGAUAAAGUGUUGGAAAAGAUAGAAGAGUUUCUUUCUGAAUUUAAAGAAACCUUAUCGAAAGUUGAUCUUUAA
Messenger RNA from Lactuca virosa, 270 nucleotides. The record is from the annotation of a GenBank genome assembly. Lineage: Eukaryota; Viridiplantae; Streptophyta; Magnoliopsida; Asterales; Asteraceae.